AUCAAACGCGAGACUAGCGCGAAGUGGCAGUGCGCGGUCUGUCUAUGGCAAUUGGACACUUUCUGAGCCAUAACUAUGCUUAACAGUUCAUCUUCUCGUUCGUGGAUGUAUGUCAUUGUCUCAAAGCGUGUUUAUUUAAUUUAACUGUAUUCAUUUUUGUUUAAUUGGAAGCUAGCAUGUGUCUUGGUUCACCCGGAUCGCAGAGGUGCCACCGGGAGUGAGGAGGGCAACAUGCGCCGCUGGGAAAUGCUUUUACACCGGGAGAUUUAUGGAAUAUAGCCCGGUUUGCCACAGCUUCUGGUCGAGCCCCGUGAAGAAGAAGCUCCUUUUGCUCAGCAUCAUGUUUUUAAUCUGGGUUUACAUGCUGUACUCCUGUGUGGGCUACUGUUCCACCAUGCCAAGUUUGGUGGUGGACAGUUACCGGGGCAAGGAGAGCGCUUCGCUGGGCAAGAGGGGCACAGAGAGCGGGGGUCUUGUGUCCAGACUUUUAGCCAAACCUCAACCAUGGGAGGAUAUUGAGUCGGACUAUGAGGAACCAUCCAUACGGACAGCAUCUAGAGACCUUCUGGACACUGAUCGGACUGAGGACUGGGACGAGCCGAGGAGCUUAGGGGGUUUGGGGGGGAGAGGAGCCGCCGCGGAGCCCAGCGCGAUGUCCAGCUUCUCCUCCGGGGCUGGGAGCAAGAAGCUGCCCCAGGCCAUUAUCAUCGGGGUGAAGAAAGGAGGUACCCGGGCUUUGCUGGAGUUUCUGCGGGUGCAUCCGGACAUCAGAGCCGUGGGAGCGGAGCCGCACUUCUUCGAUCGCAACUACGAGAACGGACUGGAGUGGUACAGAGAGCUGAUGCCCAAGACUCUAGAGGGCCAGAUCACCAUGGAGAAGACCCCCAGCUAUUUCGUCACCAGAGAAGCUCCCGCCCGGAUCUCCGCCAUGUCCCGGGACACCAAACUCAUCGUGGUGGUUCGGGACCCGGUGACCAGAGCCAUCUCGGACUACACGCAGACUCUGUCCAAAAAGCCCGACAUCCCGUCUUUCGAGAGCCUCACCUUCAAAAACAGGACUACGGGCCUGAUCGAUACCUCGUGGAGCGCCGUGCAGAUAGGGAUUUACGCCAAGCACCUGGACAACUGGCUGCAGCACUUCCCCAUGGAGCAGCUGCUGUUCGUGAGCGGGGAGAGGCUGAUCAGCGACCCGGCCGGAGAGCUGGGCCGCGUGCAGGACUUUCUGGGACUCAAACGCAUCAUAACAGACAAACACUUUUACUUUAACCAGACCAAGGGCUUCCCGUGUCUGAAGAAGGCCGAGGGCAGCAGCAAACCCCACUGCCUGGGCAAGACCAAAGGGCGCACCCACCCGAACAUAGACCCCGAGGUGGUGCAGAGGCUACGGGACUUCUACAGACCCUUCAACCUCAAGUUCUAUCAGAUGACCGGACAGAACUUUGGGUGGGAUUGAUGUGAAAUCACCGGACUACUUUUUACAUUUUUUUUCUGUUAAACCAUGGCAAAAUGUGGAAAUAUUGCUAUAUAUAUGUAAAAUGUACAGAAAUCUAUUUUAUAAUAAUUUAUUUUUUAUUUCUAAGCAAUUAAUUCACUAAGCUGCCUAACCAUAUUUGUACAUAACAUCCGGCCCUUGUGUCUUGUUUUGAAACAUUCCUCCAUUUUGUAUUGUCGUGGUCCUCUCUUGUUGUCCUGUCAACUCAGUGAAUUAAAUGGUGCUUUUUAAAAAUGCAGAUAAUCAGCUCAGACUGAAGGUAUAAUGUAAAGCAUCAUAUUACGGGUACAGAGCGCCCUCAGAGGAGUCCAUACAUGUGCGCUUUGACUUGAUCAUAUCCUCAUCACAUUACGCUAAGUGCAUCUUUUUAAAGCAUUUCACAUCUACACCGUCUCCAUCUUCCCUCACUACGAGCAUCCGUGUCUGUCCACUCAAUCGUAGGUAGAUCAAUAGCCCUAAUUGAUUCUCAUUGUGUCACUUCUGUUUAAAGUAUACAACGUCCCUCUCAUUCUAAGUGCUCCAACUGCCCGCUCCGAUGAACCGCCCAUCCAUCAUGCUCUGAAUCCUAUCCGCGUCUCCGUACGAGUCCUGUUAGCGCUAUGCUAAUCUCAUAAAGGUAACUGGCUGAUCGAUACCGCCCUGUUAGCUUACUCCCCAUUAGGUCUAUAGUGCUGGCUCAGAUCCAGGCUCAUGCCCUUUCUCCGGAGUUCAAAGGUCACACAAAGUCAGAAUCACAUUUUGCUGAUAGCCAUUUCAUUUAGUGCAAGUAUUUAAAGCUGUUCCCUUUUAAUCUAAUUCCACCACAGAUGUCCUCUCAUCCUGUGUGUGGAGAUAAGAAAUUCCCUUAAAGGCCCACUACACUGAACUAAGGUUAAAUCGUUUUGUCAGUUGCAGAGGUUUGUGUACCUUUUUCUGGUUACCUCUGCAGAUGCAUGCAGCCCCACCAGCCGCUAGGGGGCCGUUACAAAAAAUAUUACUUAAACUACUGUAGCUUUUACUCUAAAUUGUCAAAUAUAUAUUCAGUUAGACAUUAGAUGGCCCAUAUUUUGCUGCUUGCUGAUAUUUGUUAUAAUGUUUCCUCAUCACGAACCUGGAGUUGUGUUUUUUUUCAUUCACGCAUGUUUAACACCCAACAUUUGGAUCAUUUCAGUCACAGGACAUGACAUCACAAGGUGGAACAAAGCCUUUUGAGCUUUGGGGAUGCAGACAGCUCAAUAAUACAGGGUUACUCAAACAUGUGAAUGAAACAAAACACAACUCCAGGUAUGUUUUUGAGGCACUAACUGCAUUAUAACAUGACUAAAAGCUCACAAGAGUCAAUUUUGCGUUGCAUAGAACCUUUGAAAGGAAUUAGGAUGUCUAAUAUUUCACAAACGAAGAGCCCCUCAAAAAACAUAUUGCGCUGCCCCCUCCCAAAAAGCUAGAAAUGGCCCUGGUUCUUUGCUCACUUUGGCAUCACAACCUAACACCCAAUGUUUACAACUUGGAAAAUUAGUUCUUGUCUACUACAUUCAAUCCAUGUUUCACCACAAGUCUAAAUGUGCGACCUACCAGAGCGUAAUACCAAUGCAAGCUUACAAGGGAUUUGGAGAAACACAGUAGUCCGCCAUGUCAGUUGUCAAGAUUAAAGAUAAGCUUACGUUCGUAGUUAUUGCAAAUUUCGCCCCCUAUUGCCACUCCAUACCCAUAAUGCCUUAUUGCCUGUCAUUAGACCACAUCUCAUCCUCCUCCUAUACAUUUCAAAUCUUUACGUGUUGCCAAAAAAAGUCAGAAACUCCCGAUCUCCGUGUAUUCACUCACGCAUCGCUUCAUUGUGUGUUGUUAUCUUUCUACUUGAAUUCUUGAUAUGCAAGACAGAGAAAACGCGUAGUUAUCCAGACUUGUUAAAAGGGCGCUAUACUGAGCUAUGCAUCUCUAAUCGGGAUCAUGGAAAGGGAUUUUUAAAUAGGUUGGUUUUUGAUUGAAUGUACACCAUUGCUACCACAAAUCACUGUUCAGUUCAAGUUCUUUUUUUAAUAUGGGAAAAUGUUGUGCCUCUUUCACCGUUCAGCCAAACACUUCACAGAGUCAGCCAUUUUGUUGUUGCUUUCAAGUUGGAUCCAUUGACUGGGUUAACCUCAAACCAAUGUGUGACAUUCGGGGUAAUGGGGGCUUGGCGCGUUGUACUUCCAAUUAGUUUUGUAGCCGAAAGCCUCCAUCGCCUCCUAUUGACCUUAUUCCGGAAGUUGCCGUGGGCACCGCCAUUGGGAUUCGGGUUGUAGUAUGAUUUUGCAAGGGGCUGCCGAUUUUGACAGUAAAUAACUUCUAUAGGGACUACAAAGCCGUUUUAAAGCCUCCCAGAGAAUUGGUUACACAAACGUACUUUACAUUACAUUCUGGGAUUCCCGCUUAACCGGAAGCCGCAAAGAAAGCGCGGUUUGGUAGCAGUUAGAGGCGAGAGUGGGCGGGACGGAAUAAGGUCAAUACUUAAGUGCAAUGUUUGAAUCGGAUUAAGCAUUUAUGAUGGUCUGUACCUAAAUCCACAAACCGUUCUCAAGAUUCCAGAGUUAGGAGGCAAAAUCGAUAAAAUACAGAAUUGUGCACUCAUGGGAUUACUCCAUGUUGCUGCUUCUGUUACGGUUGAGUUUUAUUCAGCCAUUUAAGAUCUAAAACAUGAGAAGAUGUUUGUCUUACCUGCAUAUAAUAUGUAUUUAGCCUAGCAGAUCGGUAUGUACAAAAGAGGACGUGUAAAUCAAGUAUUUUGUGGUAUGUUCAUCAAAGGAAUUAAUUUUACACAAUGCAAGAGUGAAAUGGGAGAGAUGUUUCUAGAUGAUUAAAUACUGAACAUUCAUAAUAUUUCUUUGUAUGAAGAAAUAAAUAAAAGUAUAUAUUUUACC
Molecule: messenger RNA, 4368 nt
Organism: Periophthalmus magnuspinnatus
Lineage: Eukaryota; Metazoa; Chordata; Actinopteri; Gobiiformes; Gobiidae
Gene: hs3st3b1b
Product: heparan sulfate (glucosamine) 3-O-sulfotransferase 3B1b
Exons: 2
Coding region: 269-1453 (394 amino acids)
Molecular function (GO): [heparan sulfate]-glucosamine 3-sulfotransferase activity
Source: RefSeq, a predicted model, not a curated record